AUGUCCUGGGAUGAAAUUUUUCACCCAGACAGACCACGUAAAGUUGCUGACCUCCUCUGGAAAAUAGCACACAACUCCCUACCCCUUGGCCACCCAGUGGCAAUGGUAGCCAUGGAUGGCCCCUACUGCCCCUGGUGUCCCAACACCCUCAACAACAUACCCCACCUCUUCUGGAACUGUCCAACCUCAAUUGAG
This is a messenger RNA of Paraglomus occultum, 195 nucleotides long. Lineage: Eukaryota; Fungi; Glomeromycota; Glomeromycetes; Paraglomerales; Paraglomeraceae. The record is from the annotation of a GenBank genome assembly.